Phyllostomus discolor (pale spear-nosed bat) is the source of this 2383-nucleotide messenger RNA. It is a transcript of the gene FA2H, whose product is annotated as fatty acid 2-hydroxylase. Gene Ontology annotation, biological process: fatty acid metabolic process; lipid biosynthetic process. NCBI's taxonomy places the organism in Eukaryota, Metazoa, Chordata, Mammalia, Chiroptera, Phyllostomidae. The coding region runs from base 108 to 1226 and encodes 372 amino acids. Gene Ontology annotation, molecular function: iron ion binding; fatty acid 2-hydroxylase activity. The record is from RefSeq and is a predicted model, not a curated record. Gene Ontology annotation, cellular component: membrane; endoplasmic reticulum. The transcript is spliced from 7 exons.
GGCGGCCGGCCGGUUCGGGCGGCCGCUGCUAAGGGGAUGUUAGAGGCGCGCUGGGCGGCUGCCGAGCAGACGCCCGGACUACGAGUGGUGAGCCCCGGUCUUCGGCCAUGGUCCCCGCUCCGCCCCCCGCCGCCUCCUUCUCACCCGCCGAGGUCCAGCAACGACUGGCGGCCGGCGCUUGCUGGGUCCGCUGCGGGGCCCGCCUCUACGACCUCACGGGUUUCUUGCGGCAGCACCCGGGGGGCGAGCAGCUGCUGCGGGCGCGGGCUGGCCAGGACGUUAGUGCCGACCUAGACGGGCCGCCGCACCGACACUCGGCCAAUGCGCGCCGCUGGCUGGAGCAGUACUAUGUGGGCGAGCUUCAAGGAGACCCUCAGGGUUCCAUGGAGAACAGGGCCGCAGCCUUCUCAAACACUCAGAAGCCAGACCCAGUGAUGGAGCCAAAGCUCAAAGUGAUAGACUGGGACAAGGACCUGGUGGACUGGCAGAAGCCCCUGCUGUGGCAGGUGGGCCACCUGGGAGAGAAGUACGACGAGUGGGUGCAUCAGCCAGUGACCAGGCCCAUCCGCCUCUUCCAGUCAGACUUGGUCGAGGCCCUCACCAAGACUGUCUGGUACACUGUCCCCAUCAUCUGGAUGCCCCUGAUGCUGUACCUCAGUUGGUCCUGCUACCGAACCCUCGCCCAGGGCAAUGUCCGACUCUUCGCUUCCUUCACCACAGAGUACUCAGUAGCCAUGCCCAAGUCCGUGUUCCCGGGCCUCUUCGUGCUGGGGAUGUUGUUCUGGAGUCUGCUGGAGUACCUCCUCCACCGCUUCCUGUUCCACAUGAAGCCCCCCGGCAACAGCUAUUACCUCAUCACGCUGCACUUCAUCUUGCAUGGCCAGCACCACAAGGCGCCCUUCGACGAGUCCCGCCUGGUCUUCCCCCCUGCGCCGGCUUCUCUGGUAAUCGCCUUGUUGUACAUAGUCUUACAGCUCCUCCUGCCCGAGGCGGUGGGGGGCACUGUGUUUGCCGGCGGCCUUCUGGGCUACAUUCUCUACGACAUGACCCACUACUACUUGCACUUCGGCUCGCCGCACAAGGGCUCCUAUCUGUAUAGCAUGAAGGCCCACCACGUCAAGCAUCAUUUUGCACAUCAGAAGUUAGGAUUUGGCAUCAGCACUAAACUCUGGGAUUACUUUUUCCACACCCUUAUGCCGGAAGAACCCCACCCGAAGAGGCAGUGACAACUCCCAGCCCCGGAGCGGCCCCUGCCCCACCCCUGCCCCCAUCCAGACCCUGCCAAGGAGGUUUGCUUGGCCGGGCAGGAUGGGCUUUGUCCAGCUCUCGGGCUUGGUGAAGGGUGCUGGGGAGGCCCUGAAGACUGAGAAUGACCCUGAGACUGCCCUCCUGACCCACUUGGUGGCCCUAAGGGAUUAGCUCUCACCUGCAGCAUCCCAGCCUCUCUGGAAGCAUCUCUACCCAGAGUCUUAGCCCGCAGGACUGCAUUAGGACCCCCCCCCCCCCCCCACAACAUGAUCAGCCCCAAGGGGAAUGAAGGAAAUGGACCCCUGUGACUUCCUGACAGGCCUGUGAUCCACCUGUGUCACCCCCUGGGAGCCACCCCCCAUAGCAAAGAAUGGGGUGUGCAGGGCCUCGGCCUGGUCUUCCGCACCUUCCCUUCCUGGGGGCAGUUUGCUGGCUUGGCUUUCUCCUGGUGAGUGGAGAACACUGAGGUGGAUGAAGGGCUCUCCCCAGAAGAGAGAGCGUGAUGCCUCCCACAGGCCGCCCCAGAUCCCAGGGCAGUGCCUUUGUCCACUGCCAGUCACAAGUUCCGGCGGCACCAUCAGACACCUCCGGCUGAGGCCGCGCCUGGCCCUCACCUGCCCGUGCAGAUGGGCGAGGCCAGCUGGCCUUGGCCUCAAGGCUGGCGGGAGCCCAAGCCCCUUUGUUUAGGAAGCACCAGCUGCUGUAGCCAUCUCUCCCCUGCCUCCAGGGUCACAAAGCUUUUCUCCAGGGAGGCCAGAGAGGGAGCCUCGAGGGUGGGACCCCAACCCCAUUCCCAGGCAUUCUUGACCGCCUCCCAGCACAGGUGGGCCCCGCCCCCUCACUCAGGACCCUUCCAGCCAGUGCCUCCUUAGGCCAAGAAGGAGCCUUUAUUUGGUGCCUUAUCUCCCUCCCCAUUUGCUUCCCUACCCUCCCUCCGGCAGAUGAAGUUCCAGCCCCCUCUUCCCCAUAACCAAAACCCUCGCUGCUUGCAGGAGGGGCUUAUUUAUAAACCAUAUAAAUGCUCCAGUAGCUGCUCAGACCACCCUUUCUAAUCCUGUGUUGAGCUUAUGUAAACUUUGUCCUAUUUUUAUUCCCUUCUGACCCACCAACUGUUACUACUUGAAACUUAAAAAAA